AUGCGGAAACAAAAGAAACCAAAUAAGCUAUCACUCAUGAGUCAUAAACCAACUGCUUUGCACAAACAACCUCAGGAGAAUUAUAUUGAAUUAAUAUUAAAAGAUAUUUUUGCAAUUUUUAACGUUAACCAUAGAGAUUCACGUGGAAAGGCCCCUUUACACAAAUAUGCAGAAACGAACGACCUAUUUAUGGGAACACUUUUCUUAAAAAGAGGAGGGGAUGUUAAUAUCAAAACACAAGGGAAUAAUCCAGGAAAAACUCCUUUACAUAUAAGCGUUGCAAACGCUCAGGAAGACUUUGUUGAGCUUCUCGUGAAAAUGAAAGCAAAUGUCAAUGAACAGGAUGAUAUUGAUCAGAAAACACCUUUACAUGUUUGUGCUGAAAAUGGAAACAAAGACAUAUUUGAUAUUUUGUUGGCUGCAGGCGCAGAUAUUGAAGUUGGUCGUGAACCUUGGGUUUGGACGGAUAAAGUUAUACUUUCUCCUGACCAAUCAAAUAGAGAAGGUAAGAUAGUUGAUAGCCUGCUCGAUGCAGGUGCUGAUAUAAAUCUGGCUGACAAGGAAGGUAGGACAGCUUUACAUUUUGCUGUUGAUCAAGAUUAUGUGAAAAUCGUCAAGCUGCUUUUAGAUAGAGGCGCGGAUAUUAAUAGAAAAGACGUUAAGGGAUGUACACCGUUACACUACGGCGCACAAAAAGGGAAAAAUGAUAUGAUAGUUUUUUUACUUGAAGCUGGAGCUUCAGAAAACAUCAGAGACAACGAAGGCAAAACACCUUUACAUUAUGCUGUCCAAUUCAUGAAUAAUGAAACAGUUCAAAAACUGGUAACGUAUAAAGAUAUUCUUGACACAACAGACGUAAAUGGACAAACAGCUUUACACUACAGCGUUCAGAUACACAGAAAUAGCGUCUUGACAGAAACUUUGCUGAAAGCAAAUGCUUCAGCAAAUAUUAAAGACAAAGAAGGUAGAACGGCUUUACAUUAUGCGGCAAUGUUUAGAUUUAAAAAAACAGUGCAAACACUGCUGAAAUAUACAGAUGAUCUUGACAUGGGAGACAACUUCAACCAAACAGCUUUACACUACAGCUCCAAGAGGGGUGACCCGGAAAUCAUGAAGAUGUUACUGGAAGCCGGAGCUGGUGUUGACGUCAAGGACGAAUACGGUAAAACCCCACUGCACUACAUACCUAGUCGUUACGCUUCUGAAGUCGUUGAAGUGCUCGUCCAACAUGGCGCUAACCUUGACAUUGUUGACUAUUUCGGUCGGACAGCACUGGAUGUGGCUACUCAAGAAGAUCACUGUGGUGCCGUUAGAGUUUUAAAACUAUACGGCGUUAAGUCUUCAAAAGAAAACCAAGAGAAAAUAAACACUGUGUUGGACUGUUCAAUAUUUCCAGAGUUAAAAUCAACUAUUGAACAUACCGUUACACCAUUUGCAAGUGGUAAUACAACCCAAAGCACUGAUACUGCACUUCCUAUGGAUACAACACCAAUAGCAUCUACCACUGCACCCGAAGCAAGUUAUGAUACUACCCCAAGUACUGAAAUUGCACAAUCUAUGGAUACUUCACCAACAGCUUGUUUCAUUACACCAGUUGCAAGUAUUGAAGCUACAUUAAAUAAUGUUAAGAGUGUUAAUUCCACGACAACUACUGAUACUUCAAUAUCUUCGUAUAGAACACCAACAAUUUGUACAACGACAGCUCCAGUUGCUAGUUCUAAAACCACACAGCUAAUCUCCAUCUCCACAACUACAUCAACAACCCCUACACAAUGUAAGAAAUCUCGUAAGUCAACAAAUAAAAUGUAUAAAAGCCUUCAAACACAAAACUUAAAACAAACACAUCAAAAACACACCUUAAAACAAACAAAACUUGACAAGUUUGAAAAGAAUCGUCAGACAUUACCUGAAAAACAUGAGAAGAUGUUGGAUGACUCGAACUGUGGUCAAACUGAUUUAAUCGGACUUAGUCGAAAAAAGAUUUGAUGAUCGAACAAGAAACGACCAGCAUCGAAAGCACCACCAAAAACAGAAGGAAAAAGAAC
Physella acuta is the source of this 2045-nucleotide messenger RNA. Its product is annotated as serine/threonine-protein phosphatase 6 regulatory ankyrin repeat subunit A-like. The record is from RefSeq and is a predicted model, not a curated record. Lineage: Eukaryota; Metazoa; Mollusca; Gastropoda; Physidae. Gene Ontology annotation, molecular function: protein binding.